Messenger RNA from Daktulosphaira vitifoliae (grape phylloxera), 3047 nucleotides. RefSeq lists its product as uncharacterized. The record is from RefSeq and is a predicted model, not a curated record. Gene Ontology annotation, cellular component: nucleus. Gene Ontology annotation, molecular function: transcription regulator activity. The coding region runs from base 510 to 2273 and encodes 587 amino acids. Lineage: Eukaryota; Metazoa; Arthropoda; Insecta; Hemiptera; Phylloxeridae. The transcript is spliced from 2 exons.
CGACGGGGCAGAGGUGGUGGUAGUGGUGGCAUGGAAACGGUAGAGAAACGAGUGGCGGGACGAAAGGCGGGAGUAGCAACAGAGCAGCACGUCGCCUUCCACACAUAACAUUCACGAGUACAACGCCGUGCGCUUCCGUCGUCCGUCUGUGGCUUACGCGCAUUCCGUGCUAUCACAAAAUAAAAAAUACGUCGCGUUGAUAUAGGUUUUUUUUUUUUUAAUUCAUCGAAAAAGUGACGAACCGUUUAAGCCUUUCAGUGAACGAUCGCGUGUCCGAUAUUUUUUCGGUGUUAAAAGCGACACGAAUUCUUCGCUAGGGAAUAUUUUUUUUUUUCAAUAGACUUUAGUUCGAACUCGACGGGGCCAUAAAAUUCUGUUGUGGUCACCAAUCCGGACUGCUAUCGUUAUAAAGUUGCAAUAAAAUAUAAUGUUGGCCCGGCGCCGAAGACGCCGACGCCGAUCAGAUACCAUCGCAACGACCGACACGAGCAGCUACAACAACAACAACAAUGACAACGACGGUACUGCCGAGUGCAGCAUCGACGGUUCCUCCUUCGACCGAACACCAACACCAACACGAUUUCGCGCCCGUCGUGCGGAUGUGGAGUGACGACGACACCUGUUACAAUAACAAUUCUUCGGUGCCAACCGAUAACACGACAAAUAUUUUGUUAAACAAUAUGGGAUUACCUCCGCUGAGUGGGACGUAUGGAUGUAAAAGGUCUUCGGUGUCCGUGUUGGACGAUGGCCAUACGCCCAAGAUACCGAGACGAGACGAAAAUCAUCAUCGUCACCACGACGGCCGUCUGCCGUCCACAAACAGUCCGGACGACACCGUACCACCGCUGCCGCCGCCGUCGCUGAUGGCCACCAGGGUGGACGAAGACGCGGACGACGAAGACCGAUAUCUUCCGGCCGGUAGCCUGACAGUGGCCGCCACGGCAACGCCGGCCCGGCAAGGUCCUUGGCGGCAGCAACAGACCAUCAAGUGCGAUACCAACGGCAAAUGCUACUUGGAUCUGGGCAGCGGCGGUGCAUCGUCUGUGUCGGCGUCACCGCCACCGCCACCGCCACCGCCGAUCGCGACGUCUGCGGUCACGGCGAUGGCGACCGGUGGCGGCGGUACGACGACGGUGGCCGCGAUGACGAACGGAGCGAGCAGUAAUCUGGAUGAUUGCUGCGAACGCGAAUGUUACAGGCGACGCAGGGCCGCCGUAUUCGACGCGUCUAUGCGAAAACUGGGCAAGUCCGGCGGCGGUUCGCACGGCGAAGCCGGCGGCCUACGGAGAUCCGUGCUCAUUUGUAACACGCUACGGCUGAUCGAACGCGAAAUGUCGAGAGAAGCGGCGGCGGCGGCGGCAAGUCGAUCGCUGUCGACCAACGCCAAUAUUCCCCCCCGACCGCAACAUCUCGCGGGCUCGCACGAUCAUCAUCAUCAUCAUCAACACCACCUUCAACACGACCAUCUUCACCACGACCACCUUCAACACCACCUUCACCAUCACCAUGACCACCGUCAUCACCACCAUCACCAACACCACAAUCACCACCUGCAUCAGUUGCAACAACAACACCGCCGGCGGUCGCCGACUCCUUAUCCGUCCGAAACGAUGGGCGGUUCCGGUUCGCCCGACCGCGGCGGCGGUAGUACGACAAACGAAUCUAUAGAUUCGGGUGUAGACGACGAGUACAGCUAUUACGACGACGACGACGACGACGAAGAAGACGAUCGUCGUCUCGAACAUCACGGCGGGAGUGGUGACGGCGGCCAUUACUAUCAUCAUCACCACCACCACCACCAGCAGCAGCAACAACAGCAGCAGCAGCAGCAACAACACCACCACCACCUGAACGGCGGCCGCUAUAACGAAUACGACGAUGACGACGACGACGACGAUGAUGACGAGGAAGAAGAGGAUUCGGACGACGACUCGAUGGACAGCUAUGACGACGACGACGACGACGACGACCAAAGCGGAACGUCGUCCAUCGAGUGCGGCGACGACGACGGCUGUAACGGCGUUACCAACAUCGAUUGGGGUUCCGUGUUGAGCCUGUCCGAUCAACAGACGCCUUUGCAGAGCGACGGGACUACGGCGGCAGAACGGCCCAAACGGCGAAAGUUUAGCGACAGGCCGCAGCACCGGCGGCAUCGCUCGAAGGCCGCGUCCAGAGGCUAUGCCGGCGAUCAUCACCUACAACACCAUCGAGUGUCGGUGACGACGUGUCGACGCGAAGAGACCGACGCUCAGACGUCGACGCUUUUGCAAUGACGUGCGGUGGGCAACUCUACGGAAGCGGCGGCGGGCCGAACGUUUGGCGGACGUCCGAGAGCUGCGCGAUAGUGUCGCGCAGAACGCGGACGAAAAACAAACGAUAAUUUACCUAGAGACGUGUGUACCUGAUAGUUACGAUAUUAUAUGUAUAAACGCGUGUGUACGCGCCCGCUGCUCUAUAGUUACGACGGAAAGAGCCGCCGACGAACGAGCGGCGGGAGCAGCUCAAUUUUUUUUUUCUAUUUUAUUACAUCUAUAUUGUAUAUUUGAAUCCAUAUUUUUUAUCAUUUGUAUUACACUGCAAUAAUUUAAUAUCUAAGGUCGCACACAAGAAAUCCCCUUCCCCUCGAACGUUAUGUGCGCGAUGCUCGACGUGCGUCGCAUGUAAAAGAAAAAGGAUUUGUCGUUACCAUAAGUUUUUUUAUAUUAUAUUAUAUUAUAUAUUAUUUUAUUAUAAUAUCUAGAUAUUUUUCAUUGUCGUUACGCAAAGCCGAAGAUAUAAUAAUUAUUAUUAUUAUAAAGAGAUUCGAUUUAGUUUGUUUUGAAUCGUAUGCGCCAGCGUGUAGUUAAAAUCGUUUACGACGACAGCAGAAAUAUGUUGUUGCCUUCGGUGUCGCUCGCACGCACACAAGCCGGUUCUGUUACGAGUAUUAUAUCCGUCCUUACGACAUACAUAUGUAAAACAGUAAUAUUAUUAUAACGACCCUAAAGCGUCCAGUAGGAAAAAAAAAACAGUAUCGAGAUCUCUUUAUUGUAUAUAUAUAUAUAUAU